CCUCGAUGAGCAGCACGUCGGUGGCAUAGCCCGCAUCCGUCCGCGUUUUAUAUAUCUCCCAGACCUCUCCCGACAACCGUUCGACAUUCUCCACGCACCAUCCCACAGUCUCCAUAUUUCUACAGUGUUCGUCGAGGGGUUUAUAUCGGAGCAACACUUGUCUCCUCUCUUCUUCGUCACUUCCUUCCAAACAACAUCUUGGACAGCAAUCGAGAACACUGAACCACAAUCAUCAUGUCUGGCGCCCCUACAGUCACCCUGCCUAGCAGGCCAAGCAGGACCGUUCGCCGUGUGAGCUCUUCUGAUGUUACGCUCAAUGCACUUAACCUCCGGUCACCCACCGUGGUGGUGCCGCCCAAGCAUUUGAUGGCCCCUUCGAACGCUCAGGAGACAGCUUUAGCAUUCGAACUGGCGAGGCACGAAAUUGAGGAUGCCGCUUCGCCACUUUCAGGGCCUUCUACGCCACCAGAGACCACCGUCACUGACAAAUUUGCCUUUGCAUUCGAUAUCGAUGGAGUGCUUAUCCGUGGCGGUCGACCUAUCCCGGAGGCCAUCGAAGCGAUGCAAGUCCUGAACGGGAAAAACGAAUAUGGUAUCAAGAUUCCAUAUAUCUUCGUAACCAACGGCGGAGGCAAGACUGAGCAAGAACGCUGUAUUCAACUAAGCCAGCAGCUCGAACUUGAGGUUUCACCAGGCCAAUUCAUCUGCGGCCACACGCCAAUGCGGGAGAUGGCCGAGAAGUACAACACUGUCCUUGUUGUUGGCGGUGAGGGCGAGAAGUGCAGGCAGGUCGCCGAGGGCUACGGAUUCAAGGACGUAGUGACACCCGGGGACAUCAUCAAAGACAACCCAGAUACGACACCAUUCCGCAAGUUGACUGAGGAAGAGUACAACAACUCAAGAGCCCGCAACUUUGCCGAAGUCAAGAUCGAAGCCAUCUUCGUGUUUGCCGACUCUCGCGAUUGGGCUGGUGACCAGCAAAUUAUUCUGGACCUUCUCAUGUCCAAGGGUGGCUACCUUGGCACUCGAUCCGAGACUUUCGAUGAGGGCCCGCCAGUCUUUUUCUCCCACAACGAUGUGAUUUGGUCAGCAAGCCACGACUUGACUCGUCUUGGAAUGGGUGCACUUCGACUUUCUCUCGAGGCUAUGUUCAAGGCUGUAACUGGCAAGGAGCUCAAGACCACUGCUUUCGGCAAACCACAAGGAGGCACCUUCGAAUUCGCCACACGCCUUCUUCAACAAUGGCGGAGAGACACCCAUGGUAUCGAUGCCGCACCGGAAACUGUCUACUUCGUGGGCGACACUCCUGAAUCAGAUAUCCGAGGCACCAAUGAGUACAACAAGAACUCCGCGAAUGAGUGGUAUUCAAUCCUGGUCGAAACCGGUGUAUACCAACCAGGCACAAAACCUCGCUUCGUCCCCAGAGCUACUGUAAACACUGUACUUGACGCCGUGAAUCACGGCAUCGACCGCGAGAACAAGCGACAACAGAAGGUGCUGAUGAAGGAUGCACUGAACAUCAGCGAGCUCAAACUCAACGGCUCUGCAGUACAGGAUCCAACUCCUGCUGCUGUAAACAAGGAGAACCCUUUUGAGGCUGCUGUUGCCGCAUAGGUGCAGAACAACCACCUUCUUUCUAUUCUUCUCACUGGCAUAGGGUUUGGGGCGCUGGGCAUUGCAAUGGCGUUUGGGAUGAGUUCAUGAAGAAACUAUGAUACCACUAGCAUGCUUGAUUGCGUGAGGACGAGAAAACUAGAUUUAGAUUACCAUUCUGCUGGCUGGCUGGCGGAUAUAUCUUAGAGAGAUAUAGAACAGACGACCUAGAAAUGAAAAUGAUAGAAGCCA
Molecule: messenger RNA, 1845 nt
Organism: Cercospora beticola
Lineage: Eukaryota; Fungi; Ascomycota; Dothideomycetes; Mycosphaerellales; Mycosphaerellaceae
Biological process (GO): glycerophospholipid biosynthetic process
Cellular component (GO): mitochondrion
Source: RefSeq, a predicted model, not a curated record